AUGACUCAAGAUGAAAAAAACGAAUUUUCACAGGAGAAGCCAGAAAAAGAAAUUGCUAUAGGUAAAAAAACAAGCAUCAUGUGUAAUGCCAAAAUAUUUCUAAAAGAGAUUGAAGAUUCUGGUAGAAAGGAAAUGAUACAGAAAUGGAUUGAUAAUGAUAGUCCCUUCUUAAGUCUUUUAAAAAUGCAAAAGGGGAUUUUGGUAAGCAGUGAUGCGGCUGAAAAGCUUAUGAAAAUGCGUGACCCCAAAAAGUGCACCAUAAAUAUCAAUGGGGCUGAAUAUACAAUCACGGCUUCUGAUUUUGUUGACAUAAUGGGUAUAAAACCGGGCACUGAAUCAGUAGAUCUUCAAAAAGUUAAGUCUGGGGAUUUAUUUGAUAAAUUUGGUGCCUUUGAAAAAGGGGACAAACCUUAUGUUUGUCGCGAAAAAGUGUUAGAAUUCCUCAAAGAAGGAAAUGAGGCGGAUGCUAAAAUAGCAUACAAUUUACUUGCCCUCCUGUGUGUGUUGGUACCCAGUCGACGUAAUAGGUUACCUUCCAAGUAUCUCAAUAGUCACCUCAAGGUAGGAGGAUGCAUUUUGUUCCUCCAGCUCUUCUGUAUGAAGAAGGUUUCUUCUGAUUUAGUUCAACUCCAAUCUGUCACGGAAGAUAUGGUUAAAGAGUUUGUUAAUGAACAUAUAAAGGAGGGUGCUAGUCUAGAAACGGAAGUUCUGGAUUCCGUACACGAUAAAUUAGCAAAAAGGUUGAAAGAGAUGUUUGAAGAAGCUUCGGAAGGUCUGGUUAACAUGAAUGACGACGGAGGGGUUAUAUAUAAAAUGGAGGAUUAUGGUUUAAAGAUGCAGAAAGUUAUGGAAACCUAUCAUUCAAGCUUCAUGCAGAAUUUAAGCUUCAUUCAGAAUUCUGAAGGAUCAGACCAUGAGAAUAGGAAUCCUAAUAGUGAACAAUCUGAAGGUUCUAAAAGUGAUAGUGGGCAUAAUGAACCUGGUAUGCAAGAAAAUGUUAUGGGAGGAGGAGGUGGUGGAGAGGAGGAGGGUAUGCAAGAAAAUGUGACGGUUCAUGUGAAGGUGGCGGUUCUACCCAAGAAGAAACGGAAAGUGUUGAAGAAACGGAAAGUGUUGAGUCCAAGUGGCUCACCAACGAAGAAAAGGACUCGAUCUGGAAAAAAUUGGAAGUAAAUGGAGACAUAUCUGUGUUUAAUGUGCUGGAAGAUAGUGGUUUUUGGCGAAUUAAUGUAUAGGGGUUUGUUUUGGUCUACUUUUGGUAGUAAAUGGAGACCUAUCUGUACGUGUAAAUGUUUUGGGUUAUAAAGACAGGCUCAUGUUGAUAUUUGUGAUUUAAGUAUGAAGAGUUAAUAUAUA
This is a messenger RNA of Lactuca virosa, 1356 nucleotides long. The record is from the annotation of a GenBank genome assembly. Lineage: Eukaryota; Viridiplantae; Streptophyta; Magnoliopsida; Asterales; Asteraceae.